Notodromas monacha is the source of this 238-nucleotide messenger RNA. Lineage: Eukaryota; Metazoa; Arthropoda; Ostracoda; Podocopida; Cyprididae. The record is from the annotation of a GenBank genome assembly.
AGGGCAACAGCCCCCAGAAGAGAUGUUCUUCAUGAAGGAAACCUUUGACAAUGCUAGUGGCCCUGUUGCUCUCAUCCAUGCUGUGGUGAACAAACUGGAUGAAGUGGAAUUAGAAGAGGACUCCAUUCUGAGUCAAUUCAUCUCUGGAACUCAAGCCAUGGCUCCAGAGGACAGAGGCAAUGCCUUGCUGGAGAAUGCCGACAUCUUGUCUGCAUUGAAAGCAGCUCAGGACCACCAU